GCCAUCUAACUCCUAGCAACCAAGAAAGCCAUAGCCGAACGGGUGGCCCAAAAGGAACAGAAAGUCCUUAAAGAUGCCGCCUUCUCUGGAUUGGGGAAAACUCAUGAAAGUGGACCCAGAUGCUCUUCCUAACCAAGAAAGGAUAGCCAAUGAAAUGCAAGCUACGAUAUCAAAGGUCAAAAGCAUAGAUAUAAAAGAUGAGCCUAAUGAAAACUUGAUACAGCUGUUCAGGAUUUCACAAAGCUUGAUGACGUUAAAGGCUCAAGAGGUACAAUUAUUGUUGGAAGAAGCAGAGAAAGCAAAUGAAGAACAAUUGAAAAUUGAAAACCAGUUAAGAAACAGGGUAAAGCGACUGGAGAAUGAAAUCGAGAUGGCACAGCUUUCUACUGGAAGCAGAGAUUCACGUUUUUUGCGUGAAGAAAUUAGACAACUUGAGGAACAGUUGCGUCAGAGUGAGCGAGAAUUAAAGGAUAUGGCAAAUGAGUUGGAAAGGGAGAAACAAGUUAAUGAACAACUUGCCCUCCGAAAUGAAGAAACUGAUAAUGAAAAUAGCAAGUUAAGAAGAGAGAAUGAGCAGCUCCGUCAAGACGUCAUUGAUUAUCAGCGCCAGAUUGACUCUCAGAGGGAAACCCUUAUGGCACGUUCCCGUGGACAGGAUUUAAAGUCUUUGCUUUCUCAAAAGAACAUGGAGCUGGUCAAGUAUCUUGAUGAAAUUCAGGGCUUAAGUGAAGCUAAUGAGAAGCUAGAAGUUCAGAACCAGGAACUGACCAAGCAUCUUGAGUACUCUGUGCACGAAAUGGAAAAGAUGACUGAUGAGUACAACAAAAUGAAACUAAUGGUACAACAUAGUGACGGUAUUAUGGAUCGUCUGAGAAAAGAGAAAGAACAGCAUAGACUUCAAGUUCAGGAACUAGCAGAACAACUGAAAGCAAAGAAUGAAGAAGAUGAUCCAGUGAUGAGAGCUGUAAAUGCAAAAGUGGAUGAAUGGAAGAUAAUAUUGGCCUCCAAAGAUGAUGAAAUUAGUGAUUAUCAAAAAAAGAUUAUCGAUCUUAGAGAAAAAAUUAAAAUCGCUCAGCUUGAUGCAGAUAAAAGCAGUGUUCUUGCUCUCCAGCAGGCCUUACAGGAAAAGGACAAUCAGGUCAAAAUGCUGACUGAGAAAUUGGAGCAACACACACAUGAGAUGGAAUCAAACACAUUUCACAUUGAAAAAUUAAAGUUGCAGUUUCAAACGGAAAAAGGUGUUUCUGGGCAUAUAGAAAGCAAGAGAGCUGAAGAACUUGUGGGAAUGCUUAAUAUUCUUGACAAGAGGGUAAAAGAAUCAGAGCGUAUAGCAAAAUUAGCAGAAAGUGAUGCUCGAGAAAAGGAUAAAGAUCUCGUAGAGGCCCUUAGACGUAUGAGGGAAUAUGAAUCGGGUGUAUAUGGUCUAGUGGAAGCUGUUGCUGAAAUUAACGAGCUGAAAACUCAAAUAAAAAUAAGAGACCAAGAAAUCGAAUCAUCAAUAAAGGAUAUCAACAAACUUCACUUGAAGCUUAAUGAUAUCCUUGAUGAAAAUGAAGAACUCAAGGACCGCUUAGGUCUUGAUCCAAAAACUGCAAUUGAUUUAACAGGAUUUAAAAAUAUUAAAGUUUUAAAAGAGCAACAGUACAGAGCAGAAAAUCAGGUUCUUUCGAAAGAGGUUGAAAGUCUGGAGGAAGAGCGGAUCAAUCUUAAAAAACAAAUUCGAAAAUUGGCACAGGAGAAAGGGAAAAGAGCUGCAUGUUUAGGUUUGAUUGCAGAUGACUUAAACUUAAGUGUUGAUUCUCCAGAAGAUCAGAAGUCUAAGAAGAAAAAGCUAUCAAGCAGCAUAGCUUUAGAUCAUUCAGAAGGAAUGGUAAAACUUACUGUCAUGAUAUAUAACAAAAAUAAGUUACCUGACCCAAAUUGAAUUUUCUAAAACUAGCAUAUCUUCCCCAAGCUUUGGGGAGCCAGCAUGUUCAUGUAGAACAAUGGAUUGAUACAAGGUAGCAUUUUUAAAGGAACAGUAACGUCAAAAAAUAAAAGUGUUUUAAAGUAAUGAAAAUAUACUGCAGUGUUGCCCUGCACUGUUAAAACUGAUGUGUUUGCUUAAGAAACACUACUAUUGUUUAUAUAAAUAAGCUGCUGUCUAGCAAUGGGGGCAGCCAUUCAAAGAAGAAAAGGCUCAAGUUACACAGCAGAUAGCAUAUAAGCUCUGUCUGUCUAAUGGUGUUAUCUUUUAUCCAUUAGUUAACCUGUGCCUUAUAGCCGUUUUUCAAUUUCCUCCUUUGCUACACAGCAGCUUGUUUAUAUGAACUAUAGUAGUGUUUCUGAAGCAAACAGAUCAGUUUUACCAGUGCAGGGCAACAGUACAUAAUAUUUUCAUUACUUUAAAACGCUUUCAUUUUUUGGUGUUACUGUUCCUUUAAGGCAUUCUGAUACUUGUAAAAUAAAAAGGUGUAUGCAGCUUUUAUUAAAUUAAAUCUCUUAGA
Messenger RNA from Xenopus laevis (African clawed frog), 2486 nucleotides. It is a transcript of the gene cep290.L, whose product is annotated as centrosomal protein 290 L homeolog. The record is from RefSeq and is marked provisional. Gene Ontology annotation, cellular component: ciliary transition zone; centriolar satellite; centrosome. NCBI's taxonomy places the organism in Eukaryota, Metazoa, Chordata, Amphibia, Anura, Pipidae. Gene Ontology annotation, biological process: non-motile cilium assembly; kidney development; camera-type eye development.